Messenger RNA from Lepisosteus oculatus (spotted gar), 5835 nucleotides. NCBI's taxonomy places the organism in Eukaryota, Metazoa, Chordata, Actinopteri, Semionotiformes, Lepisosteidae. The record is from RefSeq and is a predicted model, not a curated record.
GUAUGCUAAAGGAUGUCAUUAUGGGUACCAGAAGGCUCAUGUGGCUCAUACCCAGGUUGUCCACCAACCAGGAUGCUGCCAAGGAUGACACCCAGAAGUCCACCAGCCGAGAACCGAGCCCCAGAGGAGGGGCCAAGCUCAGAAAGGAGGAGCUGCAAAGAGAGCUACAGCUUUCAACAGAGAGACAGAGAGACCGGGAGGGGCAGAGGAGGAAGGAGAGGGAGGUAGAAAGAGUGGGAGAGGGCCAGAGAGAGAGAGAGGCGGGCAGACCAGGAGACAGGAAGGGAGAGACUUCCCAUCGCACGAGAGACAGAGGAGGGAUGGCGGACGAUGAGAGAGAGAGGGAGAAGCGGAGGAGACAGAGAGAGAAGGAGAGGGCGGCUGAUCUGCAGGCCAGGGGAAAGGAGUCGUGGAGAGAGGGGAGGAGGCAGGCAGAGAGAGAGAGAGCAGACGCGAUGAGCUGGAACGGAAGAGGGGCCACCACCAUGGACAGAGACGGGCUGCGAGACAGGGAGACGGAGGGGCAGAGGGAGGCAAGGCAGGCAGGCACCUAUCCGCGGGCAGAGAAAAGGAGAACAGACAAGGGAAGGGAGGGCGAGAGGCGACUGGAGAGACAGGGGAGGAUGGAGGAAGAGGGGAGAGACAGUGGGAGAGAGGGGGAGAGGAGGCGAGAGAGGAACAGCGAGGCAGGAAGACAGCGGGUGGAAGAGACAGCGAGACAGAAAGGGACGGAGGGAAUAAGGGAGAGGCUGAGGCAGGGGGAGGGAGGGAGGCCUCCUCGGGAGCCACAGAGAGCGAGGGACAGAGACCGAGGGUCGGAACUCUACGCGAGGGACAGAGAGGGGGUGAAGGACCAGCCGCGAGACAGAGAGAGGGAGGACGAGAAACAGGGGGAGAGACGCAGAGAGAGAAAGGACCGCUUGGCACCGGGCGAAAGAGAGGCGGGGGGAGAGGCAGAGCGCCACAGGGAACGAGAGAGAGGGGUGAGGCUGGGGGAGGCGGAAGCGGAAUACGAGCGCCGGCUGAGGGAAAGGGAGAGGAGGCGAGAGCGAGACCGGGAGUACCGCGAGGAGGAGAGGAGGAGGAACAGGGAGAAAGGGAAGGAGGCGGAUCACGUCGGGCGGGAGAGGGAGAGGGCCGACUGGGAGAGACACAGGGGAGACUGGGAGAGGAAGAGGCAGACCUGGCUGCUGGAGGACCGGGCUGAGCUCCCGCCGAGGGAGCGAGAGACAGCGGGGGAGAGGGGAGGGGAGGGGAGGGCGAGGAGGAGAGAGGAGCGAGAACCGGAGGAGGAGCGCGGGGGGGCGCGGGAGGGAGAGGUCGAAAGGGGGAGGCAGAGAGCGGGAGGGAGACACAGCAGGAGUGAGGGAGACAGCGAAGGAGAACGGCGCAGGGGGGAGGAGAUCCCAAGAGGCUGGAGGAGCGAGGGGGAUGUCGUCCGAGAGCCCGAGGGGGAGGGGGACGGAGAGAGUGUGGGAGAGGGCUGGGAGGAAGAAGGGAGAGGGGGAGAGAGCGACAGAGGGAGCUGGGGAGAGAGGGAGCAGGAAAGCGAAGGCGAGAGAGUCCGGACCCCCAGAGACCAGCUGUCUGGGGAGGACGGCUUCGUCACCGUCUCCAGCGGGGGAGAGGGGGAGGAGUUCGAGGACUGCAAGGAAUUCCUGGAAGUGGCCAGAGCUCAGGGAGGUGACGGGGCAGCCAGUCACGUGAUGAGACAGCCUACCGAAUACUGGGAUUGCCUCUCUGAGAGAGAGCAGACCGAGGAGAGGGAGGAAGAGAGGCCGAGGGAGGUAGAGACAGCCCACAAGGGGGGGACCGAGAACGAGAGAAGGCGGCGGCACACAGAGAGAGGACCCGAGGAGGGGGGAGAGGGCGAGGGCAGGGAGGAAGGCUGGCCUAGGGGUGAGACAGACACAGUGCAGCAGGGGUGGCAGGAGAGAGAGGGGGGGGAGGGAGAGAAAGAGAACGUGGAUCAAGUGGGAGAUACACGUCGCCCCAGAGUCAGGGUGUUCUGUGUGAUUGGACAGAACCUGCCCCAAGGCACAGGGCUGGAGAGGGAGCAUCGACCGCCGACUGAUGCAGAGGUUGCCCUCGGCUCAGGCAGCCAGGGAGAAGUAGAGGAAUCCUGGGAUACUGAGAAUGUUAGACAAACGUCCACAACAAGAAGGGCAAUAAUGGAAAAUGUUCAUUUGCACCCAGAACUUUUGGAUGACAAGCACAGUAAUGAAUUACAGGGGGAAAUUGGUGUGGGAAGUGGGAUUGAAACAUCAACACAAGAUUUGCAUCUUACCAAAAACUAUGGAACAUAUUCUGAAACCAUUGACACAACCACAGAGACAGAACUUUAUUCUGACUCUGAGAGACAGAGGGAGCAUGACAUUUACUCAGAAAAUACUGAGUCUAAGAGAGAGACAGAGGAUCACCUUUGUGACGAAUACACAGAGCCCACCCAAGAGAGAGAGGCUGAAAUAUAUUCAGAAAAUGUUGAAUUAAUCAGACAAAAUGAGAGUGAAAACUACUCCACCAACAUGUGGAAGGAAACGCACACUGAUCUCCCACACACUGAGUUAGGAGGCGGAGAUACAGAUACGGAAAUUAAUUCAGACAUUUCGCAACUUUCCAGAAAUAGCAAGGAAGAUGCACAUGUUAGAAGUUUGGAACCUAGCAGGGAGACGGAGAGCAGCACAGAAAGUUCAGAGCCCACGGCAGAGACUGAGAUCAACUAUGAAAACUCAGCAGCCAGCAACGCAGAUGGAGAGAGUGAGACUCAUUUUCAGACUCUAAUCCCUGCUGCUGAAAAGCCCAUAGAAAUGGAUCCACCCAGUGCAGAGAAUGGGUCUGAAGGAUGGAACGACAAUAACCCCCAAAACGAGGAGGGGGAUAGUGAAACUCUUUCCAGAAAUGCUGAACCAAGCGUUGCCAGUCUUAGUCCGAAUGUAGAAAAUUUGGGAACUCCUACCCAAAACCUGCAGGCUGGCAGGGACAGCGAGAGUGGCGAUGACUAUGAGGGGUCUGACUCUGGUUAUCACAGACUUUCACAGACCGAGGAGCAGAAACGGAGAGAUUCUGAGUUGCAGGGAGAGGCAUCUACAGGGGAGGGAGAGGCUAAUUCCCGGCUGCCCGACCCGAAAAAUGGACACGAUACCGGUGUGGAUUCUGCCUCUUCUGCAGAACAGAGCGAGAGAGACACUGAAGCGAAUUCCCAGCUGCCGGACUCGAGCAGUCUGGAGGACUUUGCUAUCAUCUCUCAGGGUGCAGAAACUGGUGGAGGUGGCGGAACAGGAGAGGAAGGGGGAGAGACCUUGCAGAGUGGGAAGAGCACGGGAGGAGAGGAGCAGGAGGUCAGAGGACCAGGAGAGACUGAAGACGGGAGGGGAAGGAGAAUCUCUCUGGAAUACCAGCCAUUAAGAGACAGAGGGGAGAGAGAGGGAAAUGAGGGGACAGAAGGAGGAUGGGGGGUACAGGGUGAGGAGGGGCCAGAGGGAGGGACAGGAAGACAGAUCCCAGCAGGGAAUGAUGGGGAGAUACAAGAAAUAGGACAGAGAGACACACAGCAUGAGCAAGAGUUGGGCACGGAUGGCGAAAUGUCGGGAAAUGCGGAGAGACGGACAGAGAGAGAGCCACAGACCGGAGCACCACUGCGCGUGGAGAUCGAGAACGACAGAGACAUGGUCAUAAGGGCCCACAGCGAAAGCGAGUCAGAGACCAACCUGUGCCUCUCCAAGACGCCCCUUGUCAAGGCCAACAGCUGCCCCAACUCCUUAGAGAGCCCCAGCAACGAGCAGCACCCCUGGGCGGCGGAGCGGGCCGAGGGGGAGAACGGCAGCUUCAGGGACCAGGGACAGCAGGCUCGGGUGAGGCGGAGGGGCUUCCGGAAGACGAUGGAGCGGGACCGAGAGAGGUGGAGCAUCAUGGAGAGCAGCGAGGGGAGGGACGAGGAGGAGGGGGAGAACCGAAGACGGGAUCGCAGGACCCGGGUGUUCAACACGUCAGAUGAUGACGACGAGUUAAGCAUCAGCUUGUCAGAGGUGGAUCUACGGCAAAUGGCUUUGAAACAUGUGGCUGGACAUUUGCGGAAGAGGAAUUCUAAAUUCUUCCAGUCCUACUCCCAGCUCUACCAGCAGUACAGAGAAGUGGUCCUGGACAGGGAGAUCCAGCGCCAGUCUCGUUCGGACACGCUCUCCGAGGAGCACACCCCCCAGGAGGUGCAGCGGAUCCAGAGCCGGCCCCUGCCCCUGCCGCCGCCAACGCACUUCCUCGCCCUGCCCCUGGCUCCCUCUCCCUCCGCGUCCGCGGCCCGCUCCCCGUCCCCCUCGCCCCGCCUGUCGCUCUCCUUCGCCAGCUCCCCGUCUCUGUGGCAGGAGCUGCCCGGGGUGCGGGACAGCGCGGCCCUGAGUGGCUUCGGCCAAGACCGCCGCAGGCUGCAGGAGGUGCAAUUUGAGGUGGUGAGCUCGGAGGCCUCCUACGCCCGCAGUCUGGACAUCGCCGUUGACCACUUCCAGCACUCUAGCCAGCUGGGGGCCCUGCUGAGCGCACAGGACAGGAACUGGCUGUUCUCCAGGCUGAGUGAAGUCCGGGCGGUCAGCCACAGGUUCCUUGCCGAGCUGGAGGAGCGGGUGGAGCAGGACAUUCUCAACUUCACGGUCUGCGACAUCAUCGAGCGCCACUGCCCGUGGUUCCGGCAGGUGUACGUGCCGUACCUCACCAACCAGUCCUACCAGGAGAAGACCUUCCAGAGGCUCAUGGAGUCGUGCCCGGGAUUUCAGCGCGUUGUGGAGAAGCUGGAGAGAAAUCCGAUGUGCCAGAGGCUCCCUCUUCGCUCCUUCCUCAUCCUCCCUUUCCAGAGAAUCACCCGGCUCAAGCUGCUGGUGCAGAAUAUCCUGAAGAGGACGCCGCACAACUCUGCCGAAGAGUUCCAGGCCAGCAGGGCCCUGAAGUCUUUGGAGAAGCUCAUCCAGGAGAGCAACAACAGCAUCAGGCAGAUGAAGAGCAUCGAGAACCUGGUGUCCCUCAGCGCCAGGGUGGAGUUCGAGUGCCGGGUACGAAGCCCGCCAGCUCCCCGUUGUGACAGUGCAGGACCACAAGGACUGCUGGAACUACAAUUCCCAGACACAACAAAAAGAUACAAAAACCCUAUUUCCUCUCAUUGUAGUGCCACACUGCAAGGAGCAAUGGGAUAUGGUGCUUUUUUCUUCCUUCAGAGACCCUGGGUUUUACAUUUGCCCGAUUUCCAGUUCGCGAUCUGGCAUCAUACGCACACUGAUUGUCUCCUGCCUCUCUCUCUCUCUUCCUUCCUCAGAGGGGGCAGGCUCUUGGUGUUUGAGUACGCCCCAGUGUCCCAGGUGCGAGUGGAGAACUGCAGAGUGAAGCUGCACUCGCUGCAGAAGAACCUGUUCAGACUACACCUGGCGCAGACCAGUGAGGGCCACAGCAAGGCCCUGCUGCUCAGGACCGACACACAGAGCAAUAAACUGCGCUGGAUCUCAGCCCUUUCUCAGCCCCACCCCGAGAUCGACUUCACCACAGCACAAGACUCUCCCCAGGUGCAGUGCCUGAGGUCCUACGUCUCUCAGCAGCCAGAUGAACUGACGCUGGAGAAGGCCGACGUGCUUCUGGUGCACCAACAGAGCAGCGAUGGGUGGGUGGAGGGCACCAGGCUGUCGGACUGCGAGCGCGGCUGGUUCCCCCUGUCGCACGUGGAGCUGAUCUCCAGCCGCCACGCCCGGGAGCUCAACCUGCUGGACACACAGAAGGUCACCACGGCAACCUGCAAGGGCACCAGGCCCUGACCCAGGCCAGGCCAGCCGGCUCACAGUGGCAAAGGACAACCCCUCAGCA